AUGGGAUACGGCAGAAGUUGAUUGCUGAGGAUGCCUCGCUGCAGCUAAUGAACAAGGGACUUGAAGAUAUCAAAACAAAGCUUGAUGAAGGCAUGAAAUCUAUAUCAGAUCAACUUGGAAAUGAUAUGAAUCUAGAUAAGUUACAGCAGAUUUUCUUGCUGGUCUCAACAUUACCAAAACAGAUGGAAGCAUCUCUAUUCAAAGUGCAAAAUGAGCUUCAGAACUCCCUCACAAAAGAAAUACAGAUUACCACAUGUUUGUCAGCUUGCAAAGAGAGCCUUUGUCUUCACGAUUUAGUUACCUUGCAGGCAAUUGUUGGCAGUCUGAAGACUCUCAAGCAAAAUAGUCCAGUGGCUGCUGCCAUUCCACCUAAG
Messenger RNA from Rubroshorea leprosula, 374 nucleotides. The record is from the annotation of a GenBank genome assembly. Lineage: Eukaryota; Viridiplantae; Streptophyta; Magnoliopsida; Malvales; Dipterocarpaceae.